AUGGCUGCGGUCUCGACCAUUAUUCAACCUUCGCGACCUGACUGUAAUCCUGUUUCGUCAACUCUUCCCCCGAAUCUUCAUGUCAAUAUCUUUCAACGUAGCCUCGCCAUUUCUGAUCUCGAUUUCAAGGACAACCGAUACCCCACUCUCACCCUAGACAAGAGCUUCCAUAACACUAGUCCCAUGAUUAUUGGGUCCACAGGUCCUCAGACUUGGGGAGCGACUGAACACCAACAUCCUUCAUCUCGUUCAGAAGCAAUGGAACAAGCGCCUCAGGACAAAGAGGAUUUCAAUGCUAAUGACCAACAAGGCCUACAGCUCAAUAUGAUCUCUAGCCCCUUGUCGCAGGGAACAGCCCACCGUAUCAGCGAACGUUAUAGCCUUGACGAUAACGUUCGGACAUCCGGCAGUGGAGGGUUGAUAAAUUCUAAUCUUUUCGAUGACUCAUUCAAGUCCGCUGGGGAGUCCUUCACAACUUUACCUUCACCUCCACAAGCAUUUCGCGAUGUUCCGGCUUCCCUCAAACCUGCCAGCAACCGGCAGCCCUCUUAUCCCCAACUCGAUGCUCCUGGUCCAUCCAGAUUACCACCCCCAAAUGGGGUAUCCACAUCACGAUCCUACAGUCCCACUAUGGGCAUCACGAUUCCCAUUUCUUCCAGUCCACGUGCAUACGCGCAACAUCCCACUUACAUCACCCCUGCCGCUGCCCCAGAUCCGAUCAAUCCCAUCCUCUCCCCAAAUCCCCCAACUCCUCCUGAGGAAAUAUGCGUAGAGUGUGCAAUGCGUGACCAGGACAUGGCAGAUGUAGUCGUAGUCGGUCCUGGGAUGUGGGAGCGUGAAAGUGAUGUACUCUACGAGGAGUUACUUCGCAGAGAACAGGAGGACGAGGCAGCUGGAAUCUUAUCAUCCGAGUGCUCUUCGAAACCUAGAGCACGAGGCGGACGCUUAAGUGAACAAAACAUCAAAAUAUGGCACACGAUGACUCCUCGAGAGCCAGCAUCGAAACAGCAGACUCUGGAGCAGUACGUGAAGGCACAGCGGAGUCUCCUCGAGGCUGAGGCACUUGCACACGCACGUGCUAUGCAAGAAUCGAUGCAACUGGAGCACAAGAUGCGAGACACGUACUCACAAUUCCGCCGUUCAGCCUAUGAUUUGAACGGCGGAGUAGAAGACGCUGCUUUUCGUCUCAAGCCACCCCAUGUAUCCAUUGGCCAGAAUGGGGCCCUCGGCCAUCAUAUCCGGAGUCCUUCACGUGACCUCACAGUUCUGGAGAACGGUCUCAUCGUUGAGCAUGUCGACAUUCGUAAAGAAGAAAAAGAAGAAGAGCGCCGCCGUAGGAAUGAGAAGCGGGAUCGUCGCGGCCGGAAGUCUUCUAGAAGUUCUGCAGUGGACGUCACCUCCCUUUAUUCGGUCCACAGUCUAGGUCCGCAUACUGACAGUGGUCUUGGGCCAAUGCAAAGCUCGCGAUACUCUGCUAUAAGCUCCAUCAGGCCAGUCAGCUCUCUGGCUGCGCCAACGGACAGGCAGCAAAGUUUGGGCCAGGUUUAUUCGCAAGCAUCAUUCUCAGAUGCGCACAGCCGAGGGUCUGCUUCUCCACGACGCUCGCGUUUCUUUGGCUUCAAGAAUUUGAGUACUACAUGGCGUAGCCAGGAUAGUCUCGCUCAUUCGGGGAUGUCGGGCAGUAUGAUUGAUAUGCACGUGGCCCUGCAUCAUGAAAGCACUGGACUUCGCGUACGAUCGCCUGUCGGCGAUCGGAGUAUGCUAUCUACUCCCAGACAUAGUCAACUGUGGCCACCAGUGGAACCCCAGGAACCCCUUGAUACGCCGGUCGACGAGAAGGACAAAUCGAAGAAGAAGCGCAAGGGUAUUGCAAAGAUAUGGAAGCUCGUCAGGGGAAACAAAGAGAAUCCGCAGGACCAUGCGAGCAGCCGAGAUUUAGCUCGGUCUCAAGAUACUGAGCGGAAUGAGGAUGACUUGCCUUUGGCGCCUCCACCCCCUUUGUCAUAUCUGGUUGAAAGAGGACCAGGAGAGCACCUGGGAAGCAGUGGGCGCCACGUGUCCACUCCAUCGCUUCCUUCGACAUCCUCGCCGCGCAACCAAUUUUCUUCUUCAGGCAUGUCCCCUUCGACAGCGCCGUCUAGCCUCCUUCCCUCACCUACUUCUUCACGUCCAUCAGGCAUAGAUCGUGAUGCUGACCGCAAAAGCAGCGCACAAAUUGACGAGAAAGAGAAUUAUGCCGUUGUUGCUGACGAGAGCGGCAGACUAAAGUCACUUCAUCCUGUUAUAUCCGAGCCUGAUAUUCGUCAGAAGCUCCAGCAGAAUACUUUUGCCUCCACCAAUGGCAUGACACUUCCCAGAACGACCAAGCCACAAGUCAUACUCUCUCGGGAAAAGUCUUUGCCACCCCUUCCCGGUGAGGCCAAACUUCGACCGAACAAUCCUGGUGCAGAAUCACGGCCGCAGACGCUAUACACCUAUGAUCCUCGUCAGGUUGGUCAGGAAUCUAGUGAUCUUACUCUACCGCAUGCCCCAUUCCGCAUAGAACCCAGACGACAGUCUUUCAGUGGUUCCACCUCCCGUCCUAGCCUGGGCAUUCAGACCAUGAUGCCCUUGGGUGCACACGAUCCCUCAAAAGGUCCUGGUGGUAUGUACAAUGAGUUUGGCAUCUCCAGACGCUCGCUUGGCCCCUUGGAGCACAUCGAUGAAAAUCCUCAGCCAUUUACACCCAGUAAGCGGAGGAGCAGAUUUGGACUUGCGUCCUUGCUGGGCAGGAAAACUACACAGCCAGAGCCAGCCAAAGGUAGCGACUCGCAUGAAUUCCCGCCGUUGACGACGUCACUCUUCGAGGGUGAAGAUAACCUCACGACAGCAUAUACCCAUUCCAUAUCUCGCCAAAGUGCAGGUCCGCGUAUGUCUAUCACCUCCCGCAAGGCGCUGGAGGAGCGGGUCGAGCAAGACCGAGAAUUUAUCGCGUAUCGCUACCCCUCCCAUGACCAGCGCCUUGAUAUCCUGCGGUGA
Messenger RNA from Suillus fuscotomentosus, 3018 nucleotides. RefSeq lists its product as uncharacterized. The coding region runs from base 1 to 3018 and encodes 1005 amino acids. The record is from RefSeq and is a predicted model, not a curated record. The transcript has 3 exons. NCBI's taxonomy places the organism in Eukaryota, Fungi, Basidiomycota, Agaricomycetes, Boletales, Suillaceae.